CUAAAGCUUCCUUUCAUCCUUGUCUUGUAAUCUGAUUUUCUCCAUUGACCUCCUGUUCUUGUCUUUACUACAAACACAACAGCCAAUCAGAUUAUUAGACAGUUACUAACUACAGCCAAUCACAUUAGACAAGCAUUUGCAAGCCAUAUGCUGCUCAUCUUAAUAAUAAUAAAAAUCUUUUAGCAUUUAUUAGUUCAUCAGACAGUCAAUGAUCUGUGUUAUUUGUUUCUGGAAAAUAUGAAAUAUUUCCAUUUAUACACAGUUUAUUUGUAAUUGAGAAAUGCUGUGAGACCGACAGGAACUCAUUUGAGAGGAGGAGGUGCAGAGAGAGAUUAAGAAGAUUAAAGGUGGACUGAUGAGGCAGCGUCUUUACAAGAAAAAGAGAAACUAACAAACAGUUCUAAAACAAGAGAGUUUUUUACACUGCUGAUGAUGAGUUGACUACGAGGAAGAUAGCAGUGCAGGAAAAGACAGACCUGUUGAGGGAAUAUGAAUGACACAGACAGGUGCUGAGAGGAGGAUUAACAAACACUCACUAAAGCUCUAUGCAAAGCGCAGGAGACGCACAGACACUCCUACAGGAUAAGAAAAUAUGUCCCACUGCCUUCCACUGUGGUGACAUCACUUCCUGAAUGCCUCAGCUCAUAAAGGCAGUGAUUAGUUGGAGCUGUUAGUUCUCAUAAUGUCAUUGACAGUGGAUGAGACAGCAGGUGACCUCCCCGUGAGGGACGUGGGCUUGAGAGCAGGACUGAUAACUGUUCUCACAGACACAGAUCAAGACACCAGAAGCUGGAGAAGACCACCACACGUGCUCAAGAUAAAGGAUCGUCAGCGGUUGUUCAGGAUACCACGCGAGCAGCUGGAAGACCAGUGUCUCCGUCUACUGGAGGAGAACACACUUCUCAAACAACACAGCCACACACAAGACCAAAAACUACGCAGGUUGUCAACUAAACUGCUGCGAUUAAAGCACGGACCUUCGUCUGCAGGGAGGGAUGGAGAGCUGGAGGACACUAUUGAAGAGCUUGAAGCUCGUGUAGCAACUCUAGAGAGCCAGAAGGGGGCGCUGCAGAGUAAACUACAUUUAGCCAAGCAACACAUCUUAGACCUGAGUGUCAGAACACAUAAUAGGCCACGAACAGGGCGAGGUGUGGAUGGAGAUGGAGGUGUCAGACGAGCUGCUCAAACCGCUCCUGCCCGUUGUGGCAUCAGUUCACUGGACGACACUAGAGUAGAGAUAGACAGAUUCAGAUCUGCCAUCAUAGAAACCCAGCAUGGGAGGGUGGCAGAGCAAGAGUUGACAGCUCAGUCCCUUAGAGAAAUGCUCAGAGACAAAGAGAAAGAAAUAGAGGGUAUUGUGAAAGACCUGCGCAAACAACAAGCCGACGGACACAGACUUACUAUAAAAGAUAAUGUAGAUGUGAUCAGAUUGCAGAAGCAGCUCUCUGAAAAGAGCUCCGCCCUUCUGGUCGUUCAGGAAAAGUUUGCUGCUCUUCAGGAGGCUUACGAGAACCAGCUGGAGGAGGGCCAAAGGUCUUUAAAAGAGAGCCAAGUAGCACUGCUGGAGAAGGUGGAGGAACUGAGUGAGCAGCUGAAACAAGAGAAGCAGAGAGUGCUAACACUUGAGGGCCAGCUCAACGCUGCCACACUUUCACUGCAAGCUUUGGGGGAGCUUCAGGAGAGGGUUGCAGACCUGGAGGGGGAGAGGAACCUCUUGAAGAAGAGCUAUGAUUCACUUCUGGAGAGCACUAUGUCUACCCAGAGCCAUCAAGAAGGACAACAUGAGGAACAUGAGAAAACAAGGGAACAGUUUAGAGAAGAUAGGUGGAGAGAGGAGGUACAGAAACUUGAAGAAAGACUGGAGGAACAAAGGAGAGAAAAGAAAAUGCUGGAGCAGGAGAAGGAACAGAUGAGAUAUGAGAAUGAUCGAGUUCAGAAGGAGAAGGAGCGAGAUAGAGGAAUGGUUGUGUUCCUGAGAGAAAAACAUGACUGCUUGGAGCAAGAAGUCCUGCAGCACAGACAGGAAGUCACAUCUUUGCAAGAGAAACUGGACUCUGUUACAAAAGAGUUUGAUAUGAGUGUGGAAGAUCUGAGUGAGACUCUGCUGCAGAUUAAGGCCUUCAGAGUGCAGCAGGAGACUCAAGGGGUGAUGUCCUUCUUGAAAACAGAUGGAAAGUUUGAAGACACAUCAAGGGAUUUGACUGCAGUACAAGCAUCAUAUGCAGAAACUGUUUUAGAACUCCAGAAAACCAGGGACUUAUUAUUAAUGCAGCAUCGCCUAAAUGCUGACCUCCAGAACGAGAUGAAGACAGUUAUGGAGAAAUCUGAAAGAGAGAGGGAGGAGAAUAGGAAGAGAACAGGUGAAAAAGACAAAUUGUUGAAAAGCAGAAGCCUUCAAAUCAGCAAUUUACAAGCUCAACUCAAAGAGUUAGCAUACAGCCCUAGAAACAAUAAGCAGACCAUGCCCAUGCAGUACACCUGGACAGAGCUGGCACAAGAGUCAGUCCAGCCUACAGCAGAGGGCACCAAAAUCACACAUCUGCGUGGAGGAGAAUCUCUUCUGGAGAUCCAUCUCACAGGAGCCACCUUUACACCGCUGGGAUUGAGACUCAUGGGACAAGGCACAGGAGAUCAUCAAGGGGUUGCGACAUUUUGCACCUAUGGCUUUCUUGACUUUGAAACCCUCUCAACUUCAUUAAUGUCAGGUGGUCAGCCAAAUUAUGGUUUCACGUCGCAUUACGCCCUCUCUGCCUUCGACCUGGAGAAGCUCAGUGUUCAUGGUGGGUCCAUCACUGUUGAACUGCACCAAGCUCUUGGAGGGGUACAAUUUAUAACCCGUGGGAGAGCGAGGAUCACUCUGAUGGGAGCGAUACAGUGCAGAGGUGAACGAAUGAAAAACAGAACCAACAUCACAGGAGCUGAAGGAGAAGUAAUAGGAAUCCUUGAGUUUUGGGUGUGUUUACACCCUCAGGUGGAACUCACAGAACCUCAAAUGGAAAGAGCCACAAGCAGAACAGCUGUUAGACAGACCAGAGGUUUGGAAUGGGCUCAUGGGGAAACAGAGGAGAUGUAUGAUUACGGCGUAGGGAUACCCAAUGAGCUUGAGGUGGUACUGGAGCGCUGUGUGGGCCUCAGUACCCGCUGGCCAGGAAUACUCCCUGAUGCAUACUUAACGUAUCGCCUUUAUGACCUACCACCUCAUUCUACACCCAUAAUUCAGUGCUGUGUGGAUCCUGUCUUUGAGGACUCAGCGAGCUAUCCGUUAGCUGUUACCACAGAUGUAUUAGAAUACCUGAAUGUGGGCAGUCUGUGGGUUUAUGUGUUUGAUGACAGCGAAAGUCAGACUCCUCCCACUUAUUUGGCAAAGACACCAAUUCCACUACGAGCCCUUGCAGUAGGCAGACCAAUCAGAGGUGAUUAUGUGCUUAGAGACCCUGCUGGCAGUCCAAGAGGAAUGGUAAGGGUCACUCUCAGGUGGAAAUACCCCUUCCAGUCACCUGAGACACCAUCAAGGCAAAGAGAAGGAACAAAGAAAGAGAGGAUGGUGCAGAGCACUGAGGUGUCACAGAGACCAAUUGCAAAGCCCAGGUCCCAGCUUCGGCUUCCACCAGACCAUGGAGCCAAGACCAAUGACAUUCACCCAUCCACACCCAUUAGAAACCUUAAAAGAGGUUCAAUCUUACCCCUUCAGUCUCCAACCAUUCAGGUGUCUGAACCCUCUUCGAAUCAUCAGAAACCUCUAUCUAGUGCAGGCCAACCAUCAAGGUCAGUUAGAAGGAAGCAACAACGCACUGCAGCAUUACCUGUUCAGGAAAAAGUGAAACCUACAACACCCACCAUGUCUAUUAAGUCAGCUGAGUCCAAACAAUUUAUGGACUUCAGACCAUCUUCCUCAGAGCUGAGCACCCCUCGCAGCCAAAGGAGCUUUCGAAGCAACUCAGAACAGGAAGAUGAAGAACAAGAGGAUGAAACAGAAGAUAGAACUCAAAGUGAUGUAGACGCCCUUCAGUCUGAUGAAUCAAGAGAUUCAAAUGGAAGUGAUGUCAUCAUAAUCCCUCACCCUCCAAAGCCACAUAAAAAGGGAGACAGACUCAGAGUGGAAAUCCUGUCACUCUCUUUUAACCCUUCUUCCAGUGUUGCACUUGACCAUUCAGUGCACCAGGUGUAUGUAGAAUAUCGUCUUCUAGGUAUUCCAAUGGAGACAACAGAAACGCCCAUGUCUCUGCGUAAACCAACAGACGGGGAGGAAAUACAUUAUAACUUUACACGAGUUAUUCAUGUGAAUUCAUUGGAAGCAGCUCCUCUGAGACAUUACCUCUACACCAUGCUGGAAGGCACUGACCCCAACCAGGGCAGGUUAAAGUUCACAGUAGUCAGUGAGCCCAUGAAUGAGCAAGAAGAAUGUGAAGAUGUCGGCUAUGCCUUCUUGGAUUUACGAGAACUUCUUCUGACUGGAAAUGAUGUUAUUGAAGAACAGAUUGAUGUUGUCAGCGCAGAUGAAGAGCAGGAUGUGGUUGGAAAGCUGAAAGUAUCUGUAGAGGCCGCACAGGCUCUGACUGGAAUCUAUCAGGAAUAUCAUCAGAUUGUGAAGAGGGAUAGAAGAGAAACCAAAAACAGCACAGAGGAAGAGGAGGAGGCAGGAGUGAUACAGAAAAACAAUGAGUUGCAUGUGCUUGAUUUUGAAGUUGAUGAAGACAGCGAUUUUUACUGAAACUCUACAGUCUGAAUAUAUGCUCAAACCAAGCCAUGGUCUUAUAAGGAACAUCACUGGAUUUUUUUUUUUUUUUUACCCUACAGCAAAAAUGUUGCUCUUGUGACAUUCUGACCUCAGUCUCAACUUAUCAAAUCCUUUGAUAUUGUCAUGUUUCAAUGAUUCUAAAUGUGGAAGUGGUUUUAGCCACAAAAUGAUUUUAUAUUAUAUUAUGGUGCAGUUGGGCAAGAUAAAAAUCUCUAGAGAUGAAGAUGUGGCUUGGAAAAAAAAAGGAAGUGAAAUAACUUCCUUUUGACUUAUUAGCUGAUGUUUUGUUUUCCAUUCUACUGUACUUUAAGCAGAAGAAUGGUUGGGUAAAUUGGGUUCCAACUGUUUCACUCAUGAAUCAUCUUGAAUGAUAAACAACUCAGGUGAGCAGGCUUGUGUUUGUCUGAUUUACACGACAUCAGUCAGCAGCUCCUAGUGUUGCUGGCCAUAUGUUUUCUAAGAAGAAUGAAAAUAAUUUAGCUGCAAGUUCUACAAUAGCCUGAAAUAUGGCAAGAGCUGUAGCAGAUUCGAGGUACCAUUCCUUGUGUCCAGUAUUAAAUCCACAAAUCUAUCUUGGUCAUCUAAGGCAUAAUAAAGCAGCCACUUUGCACCGUUAAAUGGAACAGUUUAUUAAACCUUUAGACAAAAUCUAAAAAAAAUAAAUAAAAAAAAAACCUCUCUCUCUCUAUAUUACGGAAGAGGAUUAGGGCCAAGCAAUAAUAAAAAAAUAAAACCAUCUCGAGAUUAAAGUUGUUAAAUUUC
Megalobrama amblycephala (Wuchang bream) is the source of this 5500-nucleotide messenger RNA. It is a transcript of the gene rpgrip1, whose product is annotated as RPGR interacting protein 1. Gene Ontology annotation, biological process: non-motile cilium assembly; retinal rod cell development. Gene Ontology annotation, cellular component: photoreceptor connecting cilium. Lineage: Eukaryota; Metazoa; Chordata; Actinopteri; Cypriniformes; Xenocyprididae. The record is from RefSeq and is a predicted model, not a curated record.